This is a messenger RNA of Cricetulus griseus (Chinese hamster), 1977 nucleotides long. NCBI's taxonomy places the organism in Eukaryota, Metazoa, Chordata, Mammalia, Rodentia, Cricetidae. The record is from RefSeq and is a predicted model, not a curated record.
UUGUGUUGUUUUUCAUCCAGUGAAAUGGCUCGUACCAAGCAGACAGCUCGCAAGUCCACUGGCGGCAAGGCCCCGCGCAAGCAGCUGGCCACCAAAGCUGCUCGCAAGAGCGCCCCAGCGACUGGCGGCGUGAAGAAGCCUCACCGCUACCGGCCCGGCACCGUGGCGCUGCGCGAGAUCCGGCGCUACCAGAAAUCCACCGAGCUGCUGAUCCGCAAGCUGCCGUUCCAGCGCCUGGUGCGCGAGAUCGCGCAGGACUUUAAGACCGACCUGCGCUUCCAGAGCUCGGCCGUCAUGGCGCUGCAGGAGGCGAGCGAGGCCUACCUGGUGGGGCUGUUCGAGGACACCAACCUGUGCGCCAUCCACGCCAAGCGCGUCACCAUCAUGCCCAAGGACAUCCAGCUGGCCCGCCGCAUCCGCGGGGAGCGGGCCUGGCCGUUAGGGAUGGGCGGGAUGAAGCAGUGGUGGCGCAAUUUAGCCUCCGAAGCCAUACAGGGUGCGGCCCUGGCGCUUGAGCGCGUAGACUACAUCCAUGGCGGUGACGGUCUUGCGCUUGGCGUGCUCGGUGUAGGUGACGGCGUCGCGGAUCACGUUCUCCAGGAACACCUUCAGCACCCCGCGGGUCUCCUCGUAGAUGAGGCCGGAGAUGCGCUUGACACCACCACGUCGCGCCAAGCGGCGGAUGGCGGGCUUGGUGAUGCCCUGGAUGUUGUCACGCAAGACCUUGCGUCUGUGGGUUGCUGGACCGCACGAAAGCUAAAAGGACAAAAGACUGGAGAAAGAGAAAGGGAAUUCAGAGACGAAAAGGGGACACGCCGCAUCGAAGGCCCCGAGCUACGGUUAGAGAAGACCGCUGCAAAAGUCCAGCAGCGAGGGUACCAUAAUCGGAAGCUGCGGAGCCAGGAAUGUGUGUGCAAGGGCCAGUUCGCGGGCGGUUCUGAGUGUUUUACCGACUCCUCCACACCUUCGAAUUCUGUUUAUUCCUUUUUGGAAAUUGAAGUGCAGCAGAAGGGCCACCAGGCGCCUGCAAGCCAAAGUCGCAAAAACAUGGCUCGCACCAAGCAGACGGCCCGCAAGUCCACCGGCGGCAAGGCCCCGCGCAAGCAGCUGGCCACCAAGGCUGCCCGCAAGAGCGCGCCGGCCACGGGCGGCGUCAAGAAGCCGCACCGCUACCGGCCCGGCACCGUGGCUCUGCGCGAGAUCCGGCGCUACCAGAAGUCCACCGAGCUGCUGAUCCGCAAGCUGCCGUUCCAGCGCCUGGUGCGCGAGAUCGCGCAGGACUUCAAGACCGACCUGCGCUUCCAGAGCUCGGCCGUCAUGGCGCUGCAGGAGGCGAGCGAGGCCUACCUGGUGGGGCUGUUCGAGGACACCAACCUGUGCGCCAUCCACGCCAAGCGCGUCACCAUCAUGCCCAAGGACAUCCAGCUGGCCCGCCGCAUCCGCGGGGAGCGGGCCUAAGUUACGCUUCUGGAAAAUCGACGUUAAAAGGCUCUUUUCAGAGCCACCUAUGUUGUCAUUAAGAGCAGCUGUGUCAGCUUUGCACUGAGAAUGAGGCAAGGCCCAAACCUGAUUUUGCAAACGUAUCCCCAAGUGUGUCAGCCCUAGCAGUUGUGAUUGAGGAUUGAAACGUGUAAUUUCGAUCCGCUUAGGUGUGGGUCGAGCCCAGGAAGAGCUCUAGGAGUUCUCGGGUAGAAACAGUCUGUGUUGAUUUCAGUUCAGCCACCAAGUGUGAUAGCCCAGAAAGGGAGGUUAAUUUGUUUCAACCUGGUGCGUUAGGAAAGAAGGAAGAACAGGUGGGGGGGAGCCGCGGCUCUCAUUUACCAGCCUCCAUGAAAUGCAGUGCUGCGAUUGGCUAAGAAGACUGCUCUCUAAUCACCAAACCAAGGCGCGCAGCCAGUGUCUAUUUGCGUAGGCUCCGCCUUCUUGACUCUAACUCGAGAGUAAAUUAGCCAAUAAAAAUGUGGUGCUGUGAGGGCC